Messenger RNA from Hyalella azteca, 1942 nucleotides. RefSeq names its product protein unc-50 homolog (gene Unc50). The transcript has 8 exons. The record is from RefSeq and is a predicted model, not a curated record. Gene Ontology annotation, cellular component: Golgi membrane. Bases 390 to 1304 code for a protein of 304 amino acids. Lineage: Eukaryota; Metazoa; Arthropoda; Malacostraca; Amphipoda; Hyalellidae.
CAUGAGAGUCGAAAUUUGUCUGGAACUAAAUUGGAAGUGCCAUCGUCUACAAGUAAUGAAAAGUGCCCAGAGUUUCAAGACUUAGGCAGCAGUUUAUCUAGGGAAUUUAUGCCUAAUUAAAGUAAUUUAUAAUUGUCUUCUGGAACUUAUUCGAACCUUGAAAGAAACAACAAGGUUAGGCAUUAGAGUUAAAUUACCGUAAAGGUUGUAAAUCAAGGCACGCAUCAACUUGGCAAGCUGGCAUGACAAACUUUUCACCAGUCAUGGCAAAAUAUUAAUAACUUUAGAAUAUUAUAAAUUUGAAAGUACAAUCAUGUAAUCUGUGGAUAGGUGUUUAAAAAAAAUCAAGUGGCAAACUUUUGCCUACUUGCUUUGAUUUUUAUAGCAAAAUGAGCCAUCCUGGUAGUGGUGGCAACAGCAACAUCAACAACAACAGCAGCAGCAGCAGCAACAACAACAGCAUCCACUCAUUCAGUAAUCCUAAGCAUUCCACAAGAAGUCCUUCUGUGAUCUCCAACAGCAGUGCUCACUCUGUCCCUCUGAGCUACAGAAGUGGCUCUGCAUUACCUACUCCUGUAAACCACAGACAAAGCUGCAUGACUGCUGCGGCCAAGCGUUACCGCUUCCUCAGGCGGCUCUUCAAGUUCCGUCAGAUGGACUUUGAGUUUGCUGCCUGGCAGAUGGUUUAUCUUUUCACUGCACCCAGAAAAGUUUUUAGAAAUUCAUACUAUAGAAAACAAACCAAGUCCCAGUUUGCAAGAGAUGACCCAGCAUUUUUGGUGCUACUCUGCAUUUGGCUAGGAGUUACAGGGCUGGGGUUUGGGUUCGUGCUGAGCCUGGGGCUGAAGGACCUGUUUGUGUUCCUGCUCUACACCGUCUUCGUGGACACACUCUUGGCAGGAGCCGUCGUUGCCACCAUCCUGUGGUUUCUAGUUAACCAGUACCUGGUCAAGCCCACCUGCCAGGACCAGGACGUCGAGUGGGGCUACUCCUUUGACGUACACCUUAAUGCAUACUUCCCCCCUCUCCUCAUCCUGCACUUCGUCAUGUUAUUCUUUUAUAAUGUGUUGCUGUAUGACGAUACGCUGCUGUCAGUGCUGCUGGGCAACACGCUGUGGCUUCUGGCGCUGGGCUAUUACAUCUACAUCACUUUCCUGGGCUACAGCAGUCUUCCCAUCCUGCGCAACACUCGAGUGUUGCUCUUUGCGUUGCCUGUGCUGCUGGUGUUGUAUCUCGUAACGCUGCUCACACGCUUCAACCUCAGUGCAACACUUAUCUCCUUCUACACCCUCAGAGUCCUCUAGACCUUCUUCAAAUAUUUAUAUUACUUAUUUGUGGUAAAGCUUAAACAUCUUUUACUCUCGACAUCAAUGCUUUAAAUUAUGAUACGGUUUAUUGUGUCAUCGCGCUUAUGUUCACACUCACUAAAAGUCCUUAAGAACUGCUGGAUGUAGCUUUGUAUGUAUUUAAAUACUAAAUUUUUUACAUUUUUUCCUGUCGCUUCAAACUUCACGAAUGUGCGUCAGCAUUUUGUAGAACAUUUUCCAUGUUUAUUUUCAAACUUUCGAACUCCUAAUGAAUUUUAAAUCUGUCCGAAAAUAGUCAUUACUAUAUAGUUAUGUACGAAUAUUUGAACCACCUUCUUUACUUCAUAUUUCUGUGUUUCGCUAGACCAUUUUUUUUAUAUUUUUUCGUCGUUAAUCAACGCCGAAUGACCGCAUGUAAAUAUUUAAAUAGAAUAGGAUUAUUUAUCCUAAUUACCUCGGUAUCGGUAGCUUGUUGCUGCACGCAGAGAUUAUCUCAUAUACAACGCAAAUGAAUACUUAAAGUUUGGGUUGAGUCACGGCUUGAAAGCUUACAGCCAAUUAAUAAGUACAAGAUGGAUCCAAUUUAUAUCAAGUAUUUUUCUUCUAUACAGGGUGUCCCAAAAAAAAACGAUACC